Molecule: messenger RNA, 795 nt
Organism: Phytophthora infestans T30-4
Lineage: Eukaryota; Oomycota; Peronosporomycetes; Peronosporales; Peronosporaceae
Exons: 6
Coding region: 100-795 (231 amino acids)
Biological process (GO): vesicle-mediated transport
Cellular component (GO): Golgi apparatus; membrane
Molecular function (GO): small GTPase binding
Source: RefSeq, a predicted model, not a curated record
GACGACGUCAAGUCCGCGGCGAAUGCCAUGAACGAUCGAGGCGCCGACCUCAACUUCGAGGUCUCGGUGGUCGAAGGCGAUGAGCUGGAGGACGGACUUAUGUCCCCGAAGGUUAGGGACACACUCAUGGGCGCCAAAAACGCUGCUUAUGGAGAAGACGACACACCUGCACGCCCCGUGGGUCUGUGCGGCUGCUUCAGCUUGGCGUUCUACCAACCGUACUUCAAUGUCGACACGUCGGAUGUUCAGCAGCGUCUCAUGCGAGCGCUGGUGCCGUUCAAGAAGGACCCUACGUUUGCUGAGCUGGCACUGAAGUCCCCCGAUGCGUAUGGUCCGUUUUGGCUCUCCACGACACUUAUCUUCUGCCUGGCGUCGUGCAGUAAUGCAGCGUCCUUCUUGGACUACGAAGGCAACGCAGACGAGUGGUCAUACGACUUCAGUCGCCUGGCCUCUGCCUACACAUUAGUGGAGAUCUUUUUACUGGGCCUGCCCAUGCUGAUCUGGCUAGUUGGCAAGUACUUCCAAGUGCCGAUGACGCUGCUCUUCCUCGUGUGUCUGUACGGCUACUCCUCGAUCAUGUUCAUCCCAGCAGCGAUAUUGUGCGUUUCACCGGUCGACGGCUUGGAUUGGGUAGUGAUGCUGAUUGCCAUGGCGUGGUCGCUCUACUUCCUGCUCUACAACCUCUGGCACGUCAUUUCGGAGCAUUUGACGAAGGAGAAGAUGCUACCAGUACUGGCCGUUAUCAGCGGAGCGCACAUGAUGUGGGCCAUUCUUUUGAAGCUUCUGUUCUUUUAG